This is a messenger RNA of Neoarius graeffei (lesser salmon catfish), 1063 nucleotides long. RefSeq lists its product as uncharacterized. The record is from RefSeq and is a predicted model, not a curated record. NCBI's taxonomy places the organism in Eukaryota, Metazoa, Chordata, Actinopteri, Siluriformes, Ariidae. The transcript is spliced from 6 exons. The coding region runs from base 44 to 832 and encodes 262 amino acids. Gene Ontology annotation, biological process: response to bacterium.
UCGUCAGUGAGAUACGAACACUAGAAUUUCAAUGUAAUGAAAAAUGGCUGGUUUGUGGAUUUUAGUUUUGAUCUUCAGCACCAUGUGCACAAUGCAAACUGACAGACUCUGGAUUGCUGCACAAUCCCUCACCGACGCAGAAGUUUAUCAGCCUGAUGAAGAGCUCAGUGUGGAUAUCUGUGGCUCGGUGACUCUACGGUGUUGUAUUUUCCAGAACAAAGGAGGAAAACUUUUCUUGGUUAAGCAACAAAAUAAAAAAACGCCCGUGUUUAUCGCUGGACCGUUCAACCCUGCUGAAGAAACGUUUCACAGUGAAUUCCAAAAUUCCCAUUUUCAGAUUAAUAAAAGUGGAAACUGCUUCAGUCUGAUCAUUUCAAAGGCCACGCUGUCUGAUGAAGCCAUGUACUACUGUGGACUCACGUUUUCAUCUGGGACUCAAUUAAAAGUAAAAGGAACAUUGAAACCAGCUCUGUGUGAUAAUUCAGUGGCAUCUGAAACAAUGCUGCAUGGAAACAGCACGAACAUGAACACACAAGAGAAAUCAGAAGUGACCAGAUCUCUGCACUCCUCAGUGUUCGGUUUGGGAACGGCUUUGGGUUUUUGUGCACUUCUGAUUUUCUGCCUCAUUUAUAUCAUACUGAGGAGAAGAAAAUGUGAAAACUGUAGAUUGAAGGCUUCUCAAGGAACAAUGGAGGAACAUGAAGCUGAAACAGUGAAUUACGCAGCUCUGAAAUUCUCCAAACAGGAAGCCAAAGCUGAAAAGAGAAAUGCUGGUUCAUGUGAUGAGUGUGUGUACUCUGGUGUGAAGAAAACCAAACAUAACAGAACAUGAAGUAACAUAACACACAGUAACACUACAAAUACAUCAUUAUGAUUCUUUAUUUCUUUUUUUCAUUUCACAAUUAUAAUAGUUUAUUUCUAAACAUAAAAUAAAUAUAGAAAUAUACCAAAAGGAAAAAAAAAUCUUCGGUUGAUUUCCAAUAUCUGAUAAGAAAUGUUCAAUCAAUUUUCCCGAAAUUCAACAUAUUAGAUAAACUACCAUGCAACAACAUUUAUUCCAUAU